AUGGAAAGCUUGAUCGCAAAGAUUCAGCAGGAGGCUGCUUCGGCCAGUUAUGUAGCGCGGAAAAAGCUUCUAGACACCUUGCGAGACCUGCAAUACAGCAUCGAGGCCCCCGAGGAUGCUAUGCAGAGAGUGAUUCACAUGAACCUUCAUUUUGCUUCUAUUCGCACGGCUCUUGACUUGAAUAUCUUCAACGAUAUUCUUGACAGCGCCGAGCCCUCGACUAUCGAUCAAUUAGCAGCCAAGCACUCUGUAGACCCUUUGCUUCUUGGUCGUAUUCUGCGUUAUCUCGCAUCUCUUGGCGUGAUUAAAGAAGCCGGUAGAGAUACCUUUGCAGCAACACCUUAUACAUCCAAUCUCGCAAGACCCGAGAUUCAGGCCGGAUUGUAUGUCUACUUUGAUAUGUGCAACCCAACAUAUCAGGAAAUGCCUCGCUACCUGAAGGAAACUGGUUACAAGAACCCUACAAGUUUCACAGACGGCAUUUUCCAAAGAGCUCACAAUACCGACCUGCACACAUUUGCCUUCGUCCACGGCGAUCCGGUGCGAAGUGCUCACUUCAAUCACUUCAUGAAAGCACAGCGCGGUUCCCAGAUCAAAUGCUUCGGUCUUUACCCCUUUGAAGAGGAAAGCAAGGGCUGGCCAUCCGACAAGCCCUUGUUUGUGGACGUUGGUGGCGGCGCUGGUUAUCAAACUGCCGCCUUCAAGGAGCAAUUUCCGAAUCUGCCUGGUCGUUUGAUUUUGCAGGACCUGCCGGAGCCAGUCAAGGAUGCUGAAGCGGUGGUCUCCAAGGAUGUAGAGAGAAUGGUGCACAACUUCUUUGAACCACAGCCAAUCAAGGGUGCCAAGUUCUACUACUUGCGAAUGAUUUUGCACGACCACACCGACGAAAAUAGCAAGAAGAUUCUCAGUAAUCUAGUACCGGCUUUGGAAAAGGAUUCUCUUAUUCUGCUCGAUGAAAUGGUUUUGCCUGCUGAGCAUGUGGAUGAGCCGUCCACGCAAGCGGAUCUGACCAUGAUGACCUUCCAUAGCUCGAUGGAGCGAUCGGAAGAGCAAUGGGCAAAGCUUGCAGGAGCGGUAGGACUCAAGAUCAAGAAGGUUGUUCUGUAUGCACCCGGUUUCAACCUGGGAGUUGUUGCAUGUGGUCUUUGA
Messenger RNA from Penicillium nucicola, 1149 nucleotides. RefSeq lists its product as uncharacterized. The coding region runs from base 1 to 1149 and encodes 382 amino acids. The transcript is spliced from 4 exons. The record is from RefSeq and is a predicted model, not a curated record. NCBI's taxonomy places the organism in Eukaryota, Fungi, Ascomycota, Eurotiomycetes, Eurotiales, Aspergillaceae. Gene Ontology annotation, molecular function: O-methyltransferase activity.